Penaeus indicus is the source of this 739-nucleotide messenger RNA. RefSeq lists its product as uncharacterized. Bases 121 to 558 code for a protein of 145 amino acids. The transcript has 6 exons. NCBI's taxonomy places the organism in Eukaryota, Metazoa, Arthropoda, Malacostraca, Decapoda, Penaeidae. The record is from RefSeq and is a predicted model, not a curated record.
CGGUUGCAAGCGGCGCAAUAUUUCCUCUGCGGCGGCGGCGGCGGCGGUCUUUCGAAACGCUCUCUUGGGGAUAACGCGGAUUUCUUGUUUCCCGAGGCGGGUUCAACAAGACCUUGCAACAUGGGCGGAACUGCUUGCUGUCGCGACGGCCGAUGCUGUGGGUGCUGCUCCCUUCGCGCUGGUGCUCUGGCCAUCGCUAUUCUGAACCUGUUGGUCUCCAUUGUUGGUGUGGUGUUAGUCAUAUACUUCUCCAGCAGAGGAGGCUCUGUGCAGUGGGUAAGGCUCGGUAUCCACGUUAUUCAGCUGAUUUUCAACUGUCUGCUCAUCCAUGGCAUUCGGAAGGAGCGCAAGGGCUUCGUGAUGGCGUGGGUCUGGGUGAUGACCAUCAUCGUCCUCGGCACCGUCAUCCUGUGCGUCAUCGAGCUGGUCAAGAGAGAGAACCCAGCGGGAGACCACACGCCCCUGGUCGUCCUCAUAGCCUCGGUGCUCAACGGGUUUUUCAUCAUUGUUGUGAGGUCGUACGGGCUGUCGAUUAGUGAUCGACGUGGAGAAGCUUAAGAAAAAAAAAAACAUUGGAAACUGGAAGCUAAAUUGUUAAUGUUGAUAAAAAAGUUGAUAUAGGAUGAAAAUGUGACAAAUUAACUUUUAUGCAACGAGAUCAACUAAUAUUAGUUUUAAGGUGAAAGAUCGGUGAUAAAUAACAUGUGAUAUGUAUAAUUAAAAUCUUGCACUGAAUUUU